Molecule: messenger RNA, 916 nt
Organism: Cricetulus griseus (Chinese hamster)
Lineage: Eukaryota; Metazoa; Chordata; Mammalia; Rodentia; Cricetidae
Source: RefSeq, a predicted model, not a curated record
AGGAACUGGCUAAAUAUGAAUACAUGGAAGAUCAAGUAAUGUUAACCGAGAAAGAUCUCCUAGAGGAUGGUUUUGGAGAACACCCCUUCUACCACUGCCUGAUUGCAGAAGUGCCUAAAGAGCACUGGACCCCUGAAGGUUACAGUCUCUAGCUUCGCCAUGUACAUGGCCCUUCUGUGUACAUGGAUGGGCGGGGAGGUAACUAAAAGAUCCUUUACACAAUAAAGUAGAUGAUCAUGAUAAAUGAGGACACAGCAUUGUUGGUUUCGCCAUGUACUAUUUUACCUAUGACCCAUGGAUUGGCAAGUUACUUUAUCUUGAAGACUUCUUUGUGAUGAGUGAUUACAGAGGGUUUGGCAUAGGAUCAGAAAUUUUGAAGAAUCUAAGCCAGGUUGCCAUGAAGUGUCGCUGCAGCAGUAUGCACUUCUUGGUAGCAGAAUGGAAUGAACCAUCUAUCAACUUCUACAAACGAAGAGGUGCUUCUGACCUGUCCAGUGAAGAGGGAUGGAGGCUCUUCAAGAUUGACAAAGAGUACUUGCUAAAAAUGGCAGCAGAGGAGUAAGGAGUGCCUUUGUAGACAAUGACAACCUCCAUUAUACUUUAGAAUAAAUUCUCAACUUAUCUUGCUCUCUAUCUUGUUUGUAGUGAAAUAAUAGCAUGAACACCAAUUCCAAAGCUUUAUUACCAGUGGCGUUGUUGCAUGUUUGAAAUGCAGUCUGUUUAAAAUGGCAGUCAUGUAUGUGGUUUGGAGGCAGAAUUCUUGAACAUCUUUCAGUGAACAACAAGGUGAUAUGAUCUUACUAUAUAGGAAAAACAAAACUUCAUUCUUGUGAGUCAUUUAAAUGUGUACAAUGUACACACUGGUACUUAGAGUUCCUGUUUUGAUUCUUUUUUAAUAAACUACUCUUUGAUUUAA